Molecule: messenger RNA, 3353 nt
Organism: Saprolegnia diclina VS20
Lineage: Eukaryota; Oomycota; Saprolegniomycetes; Saprolegniales; Saprolegniaceae
Exons: 9
Coding region: 46-3267 (1073 amino acids)
Source: RefSeq, a predicted model, not a curated record
AACGGACUCCGCGGUUUUAGUGCCGGUACUCUCGCUGUUGAGCGCAUGACGCACAGCUGCUACGUGGCGGUCAAUGCCACGUGCGCCAAAGCUGCAUGGUCCGCGUGCGGCUACGGCUGGCUGCUACCGACGCCUGUCGCAUCCCUCUGGUGUUUUUGGCUUCUUGGCGGCGGACAGCGGCUGCUGCACGUCCGGACAUCCGACUCUGGCCUCGAGUUUGAUGUCACCAAGAUUCACGAUCCGCUUGCUCAAGGCAAGGCAGUCGCGCUCUCACAACGCAAGUCGUCUACGACGUCGCGUCGGCGGCUGCAACGCUAUAUGAAGCUCGGCGCCAUGUGGGCCGAGUGGCCGUCACUCUCGCACACGCCGCUCACGAUCGCCUUCAAGGUCGCGGGUGGUCCGCCCUGGCUCAACCCGCUCUACUUUUCACUCAACUUUCCCUAUGAAGCGUCCAACGUUGUUUUGGUCCUGCUGUGUACUACCGCUGUGCUGCUCUUAUGGCUCGGGAAGCGGAUCACCCCGAUUUGCGAUCUCUGGCGUAAAAAGUACCUGUACCCAAUGGUAUUUGACGUGCUCUACAUCCCGCUCACAUCGACGCUCGUACGACUUGCCACGUGUCCCGACGGCUACGUCCAGUUUGUGCUACCGGGUGGUGCCACGUGUGCGUGCAUCGAUCAUUUUGGCUACUUUUGGGGAAUCGGUCUCUCUGGAUUUGUCGCGCUGUACUUGUCAGCGCUCCACUACAAAUUGUACACGGAGCCACUGGCAACCACCAUGGACUUUCGCUUUCAGACCAGUUUCCAGAUCAUCAUGGUCAUGGCCCGCACACUCAACCCGAUUGUAUCCAUGCUCGUCAGUCAACUCGAUAUUGAACAUCACCCGGCGAUCGGCAGCGGCAUCGCCCUCGGCUUUCUACUCUGCAUGACGCUGCUCUUUUGCUACAACUACAAGGUUCAGCCGUGCAUUGGCAGCGGUCGCCUGCCCAACAACAUUCGCGCACUCACGUUCAGCAGCGCCAUGUACGCGUCACUGUGCGUCCUCGCCUUUGUCGGUGCGUCGGCACCCAUUCGUCAUCUCUACUACGCGCUGACGCCACUGCCGCUGCUUUGGCUGGGCGUCUGGCGUCUCAACAAUCGACGAGCAUUGCAAUUCCACAUCCCCGACAAGAGCAUCCUCGGGCUCUUGAGCGACGCGUCGUCGUCCGCAUCGCGGGCUGUUGGCACAAUCGCGGCACUCUACAUGGACCCGUCCAAACUCCAUGCGACGCAGUUGGCCGCGGUCGUGGACUCUAUCGAGAAGAUUGCCCAGGGCAAGGAGCUUCGUACACGCGUGCAUGCACUGCGCAUUCUGUGGUUUCUGCACCUCAAGAGCUUUUGCAAGCAGCGCAGUGUCGUCGGUGAGCUGCGACAGGACAUGAUAGUACCGCCGGAGCUCUUUCUCAAAGACAAGGACAACAAAGACCGAAGUUCGCUGCCGCGUCGCGCCGGUACAAGCGUCGACAAGGCCAUCAAGUUGCGUCGACAUCACACCCAGCGCGACGCAGCACAAAGGACGUCUUCGUCCGUGACCGACCUCCACAGCAGCCGGUCGUCGCGACUCUGGAGCAACACGCUCUCGCUAGCCCGCUUAGUUGCGCCCAGCAUGCUAGGCCGAGGUGGGUCGACGGCCGAGGUUGUCGGGGCCGAGUAUGAUGUGGCGCGUUUUGGUGGCAAACAGUGGAUAUCGCGGUCCGAGUCGGGGGCCGAGGCCGUCGCACACUGGACGGACGUCUUUGACAUGGCCCUCAACAUUCUCACGUCCGCCUGUGUUGCCCGGGACCGGUCGGACAUGCACGAAAUUGCAUUGUUUCUGUUGCAAUGGUACCAGACCCGGUACCUUCGACUUUCGAAACCGGUGUUUCUCCAAGUGCUCUCGGCGCUCUGUGCGUCGACGCAUCUCAAGACAGCGGCCGAUGCAACCCAUUCACUGUUCGAUGCAACGAUGGCGGGACAUCUCCCCCUUGGUCUCUGGCUCCGCAACGCGAGCUACCUGCAAGCUUUUAGCGUCGCACUCGAUCAUUCGAGUGAAGUGACCGUCCACAAGUGCGCAAUGAUCCUCACCCUUGUCGUGCAAGCCGCGGACGCGCAGACAAACCCGUUUGUGCUGGUGACCCCCGAGACCAUUGACCGCAUUCAACGUGGCCUUACGCGCUGGCACGCGGUGUAUCGCAUUUCAUCGCUGCUGGAGGUUCUCUGUCUGCGCCUGGUGACGCUCGAGGUACACCACGAACGCAGCGACUUGGUUCGACGAAAUUGGAAGCGCCAAGCAAGCGGCGUGGCCACGUGGCUCCAGCAGCUCACGCGGCGUCGCGUUCACGGUCACUCGGACGGCUCCGACCGGUCGGUGCUGCCGUCGCAGCGUCGUUCGGUGAGCCGUCACCACAGUAUUGCGCGUGGGAAAAGCGACAUCCAUGCAAUCCGGCUCGCCCGUUCGCCGACACUCUCACGCCGCACGAGCGCGGGGUCUGUGGCCCCCGACACGUCGUUCACAACCGCUCGGGCGUCUACACCGUCGUGCACGAUCACGACGUCGUCCGAUACGUCAAGCAAGCACAGCGUCUUGGCGCUAUCCGCCAGUGCAAUCCCGUUGGGCCUCGCGACGGAGAGGCUACCGCGUCACUCAAACCCAGGGUCAGCGGUCGGUAUAACGCACGAAAAGCACGCUACACGCCGCCAUGUGCCGUUGCUGGGACCUACCGUCGGUGCCCUUGCGGCUGCGGGGCCAUCCGUGGCGUCGUUGCAAGCGGCAGUCCGUGACGAUGCGGCGGCGGCGUCAACCCACACACCGUCGCCGCCAACCCACACACUGUCGAUGUCAUCGGUGGAACCGCCGCGUCCAAACGACUUGCGCGUCGAUUAUUUGCUAGACAACAUGGCGCUCCGUUCCGUGUCGAAGCACGGCCGAUGGUCGGGGUCGGACAAGUUUACGUUUGUGCCGCCGGCCAUUCUCGCCGAAGUCGAACGCCGUCGGUCCACGCGGCGUCAGUUUCUCAGUCUUUUGCACCAAGCCGUUGGGUGCCAAGUGAACCAGCGCCCGCAUGACUUUUGUGUCGCAAUCUCCAACCUCGCGCUCCUCUACACGACGGCAGAUGCGUGCGCUUUGGGUGACUUUCUCGAGACAGAGCUCUCGCCAGAGCUGCGGGCCUUUUUCCAUAUGCACGUGACACCCGUCUUGGCGCUCGCGACAGCGGCAACGAGCCGACGACGCCGAUGGCCGUGGGGACGGUGAGUCGCAUAAGUGCAAACAAACAAAAAACCUUCGCUCGCCACAGGGAUUAGCGAUCCACGUUGAUAUAGCUGACGGUUCAGACACUA